CGAGAGUGAGAGAGAGAGGGGAGAAAUAGUGCAACAUGCAGCACAAUUAGUCUAAGAAGUCAGAAAGGGGAGGAGAGAGUGAUCAUUUUUAUAAACGGACACCCUCCUCCUGAAUUCUAAUACUUGGGACACUUAAGCAACACAGUCUAUGCAGUGGAUUUAUGGUUGCUGACAGAUUGCUUUGACCCAGACAUUGACAUAAAGGGGAAUAUUGGAUCUCAGGAGGGAAUGCACUAUACAGAGACACUGCUAAUCUGUACGUGAGUGGCAUGGCAUCAAAUCACAGCACUUUGCCCCAAGAUGGCUAUCUUCCUCAUUACCUCCAGGAUGAAGACCCCUUUGCAUCAAAACUCUCUAGGGAAGCUGACUUCGUAGCGGGAUUUUAUUUAACAAUAAUUGGGGUUCUUUCAACUUUUGGAAAUGGCUAUGUUCUUUUUAUGUCCAUAAAAAAGAAAAAGAAGUUAAGACCUGCUGAGAUAAUGACUGUCAAUUUAGCGGUGUGUGACUUGGGGAUUUCAGUUAUAGGAAAGCCAUUCACUAUCAUUUCCUUCUUCUCUCACCGAUGGGUGUUUGGCUGGAUGGGCUGCCGCUGGUAUGGAUGGGCCGGCUUCUUCUUUGGCUGUGGGAGCCUUAUCACUAUGACAGCUGUCAGCCUGGAUAGAUACCUAAAAAUCUGUCAUUUAACUUAUGGUACCUGGCUUAAGAGACGUCAUGCCUUUAUCUGUUUGACAAUAAUCUGGACGUACGCUAUGUUCUGGGCCACUGUGCCAUUUGCUGGUUUGGGGAACUAUGCUCCCGAGCCAUUUGGAACCUCGUGUACUCUGGAUUGGUGGCUGGCUCAGGCUUCCGUGGCUGGACAGGCAUUUAUUUUGAAUAUUCUUUUCUUCUGCCUCUUGCUCCCCACUGCAGUGAUUGUGUUUUCCUAUGUUAAAAUCAUUGCAAAAGUCAAGUCAUCCGCCAAAGAAGUUGCUCAUUAUGACACCAGGAUUCAAAACAGUCAUGUACUGGAAAUUAAAUUGACCAAGGUGGCAAUGUUGAUCUGCGCAGGAUUUCUAAUUGCCUGGAUCCCAUAUGCUGUGGUUUCAGUGUGGUCAGCUUUUGGACAGCCAGACUCAGUGCCCAUUCAUGUUUCAGUCAUACCAACCUUGCUUGCAAAGUCGGCAGCUAUGUACAACCCAAUUAUUUACCAGGUCAUUGAUUGUAAAUUUUCCUGUUGCCGUGCAUUGCAGAAGAAGAGCUCCUUCAAGAAAUCCAGGCUAUAUACAAUAUCUGGAAAUAGAGAGCCAACGGCAAUGAACGAAACACACCUGGAGGUGUAAAGGCAUAUGGACAGGUAUAUGGGAACAUGCCGACCAUUAUUUUCUUCUCAACUUCUUCCUUUGUAAAUAAGUUACAACACAAUGGCAGACUUAAUUCAGUAUAGCCUUUCCUCUGUAACCUACAUACCAUGUAAUUUUUCACCCUAACUGCAGUAUCAACAUUAGAGCUGGGCAAAUAGAAGAAGAAAAUAUAUGGAAUAUUAAUUAAUGAAUCAAACCUGUGAAUACACUUUGGCCGGAUACAUAGCCCUUUUUAUUUAUUUUCUGUGCAUAUUUAUCUGAAUGACUUUUUUUUCAUGGAAAGUGAAAAUCCCACAAGUACUCAUGUUCUGUAUUUGUAAUGCUACAUUGAAAUCACUUGAUUUCCCUUCUUCUGUUUAUCAAAGUUGUACAUUCAAGGAUCAGGAAUUAAUCACACACCACCAAGAGCCAAAAUCAAUGUGGGGCAUUUGUCAAUAACCCCUCUGGGUGAAAUGCAUUUGCAAAUGCAAUCUUGAAUCGUAAACACACUAAUUAAGGAAAGCAGAGUCUAUACCUGCAAGAUCCACACCCAAACAAAAAAGGGAUUAAAUUGGCCCAAUAGGUUAUUGGUACAAAUAGUUUGCUCAUCUCUAAUUACUAGGGAUGCUGGGUGAAAAUGCUGUGAGAUGCAAUGGAAAUACUGGUAAGCAGCAGAACGUGAAAUUUGUAAAACAGAUAGUCCAGCCUCCAACCCAUUCAGGGUUCUUAUACCCAUCCCUUAUGAUGGUGGUUUUAUACAUACAAUGGCAAACCACUCUCCCAAUCUUAACUGUAGUCUGCCACACAUAGCUUCUGCAGUAAUUAUUUACUGCAUCUUCUGUUUCUUUUCUGGAUUUACCAUUCAGAUAUAGACACCAUUACACAAACAGACACUGGGGCUAUGUCUACACAGCAGCAUUAUUUUGGAAUAACUAACUUUAUUCCGAAAUAACAAAG
Pelodiscus sinensis (Chinese soft-shelled turtle) is the source of this 2276-nucleotide messenger RNA. It is a transcript of the gene OPN5, whose product is annotated as opsin 5. Gene Ontology annotation, molecular function: G protein-coupled receptor activity. Gene Ontology annotation, biological process: G protein-coupled receptor signaling pathway; visual perception. Gene Ontology annotation, cellular component: membrane. The record is from RefSeq and is a predicted model, not a curated record. Lineage: Eukaryota; Metazoa; Chordata; Testudines; Trionychidae.